Dama dama (fallow deer) is the source of this 5430-nucleotide messenger RNA. RefSeq names its product phospholipase C eta 1 (gene PLCH1). Gene Ontology annotation, biological process: lipid metabolic process; phosphatidylinositol-mediated signaling. NCBI's taxonomy places the organism in Eukaryota, Metazoa, Chordata, Mammalia, Artiodactyla, Cervidae. The record is from RefSeq and is a predicted model, not a curated record. The transcript has 24 exons. The coding region runs from base 264 to 5306 and encodes 1680 amino acids. Gene Ontology annotation, molecular function: calcium ion binding; phosphatidylinositol-4,5-bisphosphate phospholipase C activity.
AAGAACCAAACAUUUGAAUUCAGCUUCCUACUUCCCUCUUCUCUCCCUCUUCAAUUUUGACUGAAGGAGCCACUGGAUCUUGGAACAGGUCUCUGUGGAGCGCUAGAAGGACCUCUGGUGGGAACUUUGACCUAUUUGUUUUUUCCAGGGGUCACAAUCCUGGACCAGAAGUGAAUGACUUCUUUUUGGUAUAUUUCCAGCAGCUGAAUUCCUGAACCAAAAGGGCAAUUUGGUUUUGAUGCUGUGCCAGCAAUCUCCCGACAAUGAGUUACUGGAACUUGGAGAAAAGGAACUGUGUGCAGUAUCGCAGGCAUUUUCUGGUGGACAACAGUCCGUUUCAUGUUGAAAGAUGCAUGAGCGUAAUGCAGUCUGGGACGCAGAUGAUCAAGCUGAAGCGUGGGACCAAGGGGCUCGUCCGGCUCUUUUACCUGGAUGAACACCGGACCCGCCUCCGAUGGAGACCCUCUAGGAAGAGUGAGAAGGCAAAAAUCCUUAUUGACUCCAUUUACAAAGUCACCGAGGGUCGGCAGUCUGAGAUAUUCCACAGACAGGCUGAGGGGAACUUUGACCCCAGCUGCUGCUUCACCAUCUACCAUGGCAACCACAUGGAGUCCCUGGACCUCAUCACCUCCAACCCCGAGGAGGCCCGCACCUGGAUCACAGGCCUCAAGUACCUCAUGGCUGGCAUCAGUGAUGAAGAUUCCCUUGCCAAAAGGCAGAGGACCCACGACCAGUGGGUGAAGCAGACCUUUGAGGAAGCUGAUAAAAAUGGCGAUGGAUUAUUGAACAUUGAAGAGAUACACCAAUUGAUGCACAAACUAAAUGUCAAUCUGCCCCGAAGAAAAGUCAGACAAAUGUUUCAGGAAGCUGAUACAGAUGAGAAUCAGGGAACUCUGACUUUUGAAGAAUUCUGUGUGUUUUACAAAAUGAUGUCUUUGAGACGGGACCUUUAUCUGUUGCUUUUGAGCUACAGUGACAAGAAAGAUCAUCUAACUGUAGAAGAACUGGCCCAGUUUUUGAAGGUGGAACAAAAGAUGACAAAUGUGACAACAGACUAUUGUAUUGACAUCAUAAGGAAAUUUGAAGUUUCUGAAGAAAAUAAGGCGAAAAAUGUCCUUGGCAUAGAAGGCUUCACGAACUUCAUGCGCAGUCCUGCUUGUGACAUCUUUAACCCCCUGCAUUAUGAAGUGUACCAGGACAUGGAUCAGCCCCUGUGCAACUACUACAUCGCGUCCUCCCACAACACAUACCUGACCGGGGACCAGCUCCUGUCUCAGUCCAAAGCGGACAUGUACGCGCGGGUGCUGCAGGAGGGCUGUCGCUGUGUAGAAGUUGACUGUUGGGAUGGCCCAGAUGGAGAGCCCGUGGUACACCACGGUUACACGCUCACUUCGAAGAUCCUCUUCAGAGAUGUUGUGGAGACCAUCAACAAGCAUGCCUUUGUGAAGAAUGAGUUUCCAGUCAUCCUGUCCAUUGAGAAUCACUGCAGUGUCCAGCAGCAAAGGAAAAUUGCUCAGUACCUGAAAGGAAUAUUCCAAGACAAACUCGACCUGUCAUCGAUAGACACGGGAGAGACCAAGCAGCUUCCAAGCCCUCAAAGUUUGAAAGGCAAAAUCCUAGUGAAGGGCAAGAAGCUGCCUUACCACCUUGGCGAUGAUGCCGAAGAAGGAGAAGUUUCUGAUGAAGACAGUGCAGAUGAGAUUGAAGAUGAGUGCAAGUUCAAGCUCCACUAUAAUAAUGGGACCACUGAGCAUCAGGUGGAAUCUUUCAUAAGGAAAAAACUGGAGUCGCUGUUAAAAGAAUCUCAAAUUCGAGACAAGGAAGAUCCUGAUAGUUUCACAGUGAGGGCACUCCUGAAGGCCACGCAUGAAGGCUUAAAUGCACAGCUGAAGCAGCAUCCAGAUGCAAAGGAAAGUGGAAAGAAAGCACAUGGACGAUCCCUCAUGACCAACUUCGGAAAGCAUAAGAAAACCACAAAAUCACGGUCUAAACCUUACAGUACUGAUGACGAGGAGGACUUACAGCAGAAUCCUGGCAAGGAGACUGGCCAGCUAUACCGGUUGGGCCGCCGAAGGAAAACCAUGAAGCUGUGUCGAGAGCUCUCUGAUUUGGUUGUGUACACAAACUCUGUGGCAGCCCAGGACAUUGUGGAUGAUGGAACCACAGGAAAUGUGUUGUCCUUCAGUGAAACAAGAGCGCAUCAAGUGGUUCAGCAGAAAUCAGAGCAGUUCAUGGUUUAUAACCAGAAGCAGCUCACGAGGAUUUAUCCCUCCGCCUACCGCAUCGAUUCCAGUAACUUCAACCCUCUGCCCUACUGGAACGCAGGCUGCCAGCUAGUGGCGUUGAACUACCAGUCUGAAGGGCGAAUGAUGCAGUUAAAUCGAGCCAAAUUCAAGACAAACGGCAAUUGCGGCUACGUUCUCAAACCCCAGCAGAUGUGCAAAGGUACUUUCAACCCUUUCUCAGGUGAUCCACUUCCUGCCAACCCCAAAAAACAGCUCAUCCUGAAAGUGAUCAGUGGACAACAACUCCCCAAACCUCCAGAUUCCAUGUUUGGAGACCGAGGAGAGAUCAUCGAUCCUUUUGUUGAAGUUGAAAUUAUUGGAUUGCCAGUAGAUUGUUCUAAAGAUCAAACUCGUGUGGUAGAUGACAAUGGCUUUAACCCUGUAUGGGAAGAAACCCUGACAUUUACAGUACAUAUGCCAGAAAUAGCUUUGGUUCGGUUCCUUGUGUGGGAUCAUGAUCCAAUUGGACGAGACUUUGUUGGGCAAAGAACUGUGACCUUCAGCAGCUUGGUGCCUGGCUACCGGCAUGUCUACUUGGAAGGACUGACAGAAGCAUCUAUAUUUGUCCACAUAACAAUCAAUGAAAUCUAUGGGAAGAACAGACAGCUCCAAGGUUUGAAGGGGCUGUUCAAUAAGAAUCCCAGACACAAUUCUUCAGAAAACACUUGCUAUUACAUUCGGAAGCGAUCGAUUGGAGACAAGAUUCUGCGACGCACAGCCAGCGCUCCGGCCAAAGGCAGAAAAAAGAGCAAAAUGGGCUUCCAAGAAAUGGUAGAGAUGAAGGAUUCUGUUUCGGAGGCUGCAAGAGAUCAAGAUGGGGUCCUGAGAAGGACCACGCGGAGUCUGCAAGCGCGCCCUGUCUCUAUGCCCGUUGACAGAAGUCUUCUUGGGGCUCUAUCGCUGCCUGUAUCUGAGACUGCAAAAGACCCUGAAGGAAAGGAGAACUCUCAGGCAGAAGAUAAGGAUGCCAGAAGAGAUGGGAAGGCAAGUGUAAAAGACCAGCAUUUCCCAAAUUUCAACAAAAAGUUAUCCUCUUCCUCCAGUGCCCUCAUCCACAAAGACAUCAGCCAAGGGAACUCUGCUGUUUCUACUGCCAACUUGUCAACCACAGAACAGUUAGUGCCGGGCCCAAAGGGUGGGAGAACCAAAUCAAACGUGUUAAGUGAUUGCCGGGAACAGUGCCUCAGCAGAUCCCUCUCUCCAAGGCAGCAUUUGGCUCGUGAUCCUGCAGUUAGCCCAUCAAAAGAUCUAUGUGGUGUGAAAACCAAGGAAAAUGGGAAUGCUGGGGGCUUUGCUGUAGGGAAAAGCACGUUGUCAGGAAGCAUCCUUUCUCAAAGCAAUCUGGAGAUUACGAAGCUGGAAGGUAACUGGGAUAAGGGCAGAGCUGCAACAUCCUUUUCUUUGUCAGACGUCUCGACACUCUGUUCUGAUACACCUGACUUACAUUCCACUGCAAUUCUCCAGGAGAGUGAAAUUUCCCACCUUAUUGACAAUGUCACUUUGACAAAUGAGGACGAGCCUGGCAGUUCCAUCUCGGCACUGAUUGGCCAGUUUGAUGAGACCAGCGACCAGGCUAGCCCUACAGUUGUUUCUCAUCUUCAGAGCCCCAUUGUGAUGUUGGGCCAUCCUCCUGUGCCCACCAUGGACCUAAAAAUGCCCUUCAAGCAUGGCUUUUCCAAUGGAAAACCCAAGUCACCUUUCCUGUGCUCCUCUCCUGAGCAGAUUGCAUUCUCUGGGCAUGAGACCUGUGAAGGUUCAACACACACAGCUGUUGGUGAAACUAUCUGCACUCCUGUCUCCAAAACUAAACCAGAUAAUGACCUUUCUGCGAAGGCCACGACUGGGGCCAUAGAAAAUAACCUGCCUCAGUCCUCUAAUACUUCUCGCUGCUGGUUACCAGAAAGUCCCACCCAGGGAAAAGACUGGGAAUUCCUGAAGAACCCCAGCCCUGCCACUUCCACUGACUUGACACUGGAAGAUGUAAUAGCUGCUCCUACUCUCAGUUUAAAUUCUGGGGAGAGCAGUCUCGUGGAAUUGGAUGGAGACUCAGAAAAUCUGUCCCUAACGACCUGUGAAUAUAGGAGAGAGGGUACAAGUCACCUCACUUCUCCUUUAAAAGUGAAAUACAGUCCAGAUGCAGUGGAACAUUUUCAAAGAGGCUUGAGAAAUGGCUACUGUAAAGAGACUCUCCACCCUUCUGUCUCUGAAAUAUUCAACAAUACUCAAGACGUCAAAAAUCAAAAUAUUUCUCGUCUAGCCUAUCAGGGUGCUGGCUUUAUGCAUAACCACUUCUCAAAUUCAGAUGCAAAAAUGAACCAGACCUCCGGGCCCCUGACUUGUGCUCAUGACAUGCAUGCCCCUGCCCCGGAGCAGUCCACACACUCUGCUCUGAAGCUGUCCAGCCCUUGCAAAUCCAAAAGUCUGGGGGACUUAACAUCAGAGGACAUCGCCUGUAAUUUUGAAAGCAAGUACCAGUGUAUUAGCAAGAGCUUCGUAACCACUGGCAUCAGAGACAAGAAGGGCAUGGCUGUGAAAACAAAGUCGUUAGAGCCCAUGGAUGCCCUGACCGAGCAGCUGCGGAAGCUUGUGUCCUUUGAGCAGGAAGAUGGCUGCCAAGUGCUGUAUUCCAAGCAAGAUGCCAAUCAGUUCCCCAGGGCCUUGGUCAGAAAGCUGUCAUCCCGAAGUCAGAGCAGAGUGCGCAAUAUUGCCAGUCGUGCCAAGGAGAAGCAGGAAGCCAACAGGCAGAAGAGUGUGAACCCCAGCACUGUGGGAGGAGUGGUUCUUCGAAGCAAGCCGUGCGCGCCCGCGCCCACCGGGAACCGGCACUCCACCGGCUCCUACAUCGCCGGCUACCUGCGGAGCGCCAAGGGCGGCGGCCUGGAGGGCCGCGGCAUCCCCGAGGGCGCAUGCGCAGCCCUGCGCGCCGGCCACGCCGACAGGUUCUGCUCCCAUCACUCUGUUCUGCAGACCGAACCCAGCAGUGAUGACAAACCAGAAAUUUAUUUUCUUUUGAGACUGUGAAUUACAUAAAGCUACGUUUUCACUGUUAAUAAGAUAUUCUGUAGACUGUCUGAGUUUUCAGUAAAUAUGGUCCUUGGCUUUGAGAUGAUUUUCAGAUGUAUUUUUAAACUCGUGUUACAGCCUC